Helianthus annuus (common sunflower) is the source of this 1131-nucleotide messenger RNA. RefSeq lists its product as uncharacterized. The transcript has a single exon. Gene Ontology annotation, molecular function: catalytic activity. The record is from RefSeq and is a predicted model, not a curated record. Bases 1 to 1131 code for a protein of 376 amino acids. Lineage: Eukaryota; Viridiplantae; Streptophyta; Magnoliopsida; Asterales; Asteraceae.
AUGAAUUAUUUAUCCACAAAUAUAAGAGGGGUGGGUGAUUCCUUGAAAGCUACACAUAUCAAGGAACUGAAAAAGAAAAACAACAUCGGUUUUAUUGCAAUCCAGGAAACUCAAUUUACAGAUUCCUCCAAAUUACACAUCAGCUCUUUUUGGGGUAAUACUCACUUUGAGUCAGACUAUGUUGAUGCGGCUGGAAGGUCAGGUGGUCUCCUUAACAUAUGGGACCCUGACAUCUUCGUUCGAAAAGGAUGCGUGUCAAACAGAUUUUUUCUAGCAACAUUGGGGGAAAUAAAAAAUCUCGGAGUUCAAAUAAACAUCGUUAAUGUUUAUGCUCCUCAUGACCCCACCCUAAAACAUAAUUUGUGGUUAACUCUCAACAAUCUAAUAAGCUCCUCCAUGGGUUGUUGGAUUCUUCUUGGCGAUUUCAACUGCGUUCGGGAACCACGGGAACGGAAAAACUCCAGAUUUAACAAGCAGACAGCCGAUGAUUUCAACAGCUUCAUUCGAUCCGCAACUCUGUCUGAAUAUGCAAUGAUGGGCUGCUCUUUUACACACAGGUCCGACGAUGGAAAACGCCUCAGCAAAAUUGACAGAAUGCUUGUAUGCCAUACUUUCCUGUCCAACUGGCCCUCUGCGACUCUGACAGGUUUACCCAGGUAUCGGUCUGACCAUCGUCCUUUACUAUUAACCUGUUCAGUUGUUAAAUUUGGUGCCCCCCCAUUUCGUUUUUUUAACUCAUGGCUAAAAGAGGAUGGCCUUGAGAAAUUGAUUAUGGAUAGCUACACAAAAGUUAUCCCAUUUGGUCCACCAGACAGACUUUUAGUGGCACGUCUGAAAGCCAUUAAAGAUACCAUCAAACCAUGGUCGAUGAAAUUAAAGAAAGAUAACAAGGAAAUUCUUGCUGAACUUCUGAGAAAAGUAGAAAUGUUGGACACAAAGGCAGAAAACAUCAUAUUAAUAGAAAAUGAAAUUCAGAACCGGGACGCAUGGAUUAAACGCAUUGGUGAAAUUGAGGGGCAGAACCUGGAAGACCUCAAACAACGUGCAAAAGUGAAAUGGAUUGAGGACGGUGAUGAGAACUCUUCUUUUUUCCACGGUAUCGUUAAAGGUCAUCAAAAUACAAUAGAAUAA